Messenger RNA from Exophiala aquamarina CBS 119918, 1110 nucleotides. RefSeq lists its product as uncharacterized. The record is from RefSeq and is a predicted model, not a curated record. Bases 1 to 1110 code for a protein of 369 amino acids. Lineage: Eukaryota; Fungi; Ascomycota; Eurotiomycetes; Chaetothyriales; Herpotrichiellaceae. The transcript is spliced from 3 exons. Gene Ontology annotation, molecular function: oxidoreductase activity, acting on the CH-CH group of donors, NAD or NADP as acceptor.
AUGGCCGUUCAAACCACAAAGCAAUGGAUUCUACGAGACAAACCUUUCGGCACCCCCGUCAUGUCCGGAGAGGCAUCCACCUUCGAGUUGACGACGGCAUCCCUUCCCACGCUUGAGGAAGGCCAAGUCUUGCUCAAGACCGUAUACAUCAGCAACGACCCUGCGCAGCGAUCAUGGAUAUCUCCUCUUAGUGAACCGCAGCGAUCCUACCUUCCACCGCUCGAACCAGGCGAUCCAAUGCGCGCCCUGGGACUUGGGCGGGUAGUGGAGUCGAGAAGCGCCGACUUGAUUCUCGACACUCUGGUUCUAGCGAGAACAGGAUGGUCGGAAUUUUCGGUCCACAACGCCCGGGAUCUGACGCCGAUAAAACCUCCCGCCGGGCUCCGAGAGACUCAUUUCCUCGGAGCACUGGGUUUGCCUGGUUUCACGGCGUAUUACGCGCUCACGCAGAUCGUACACCUUGAAAAAUCCCAUGUUCUUGUCGUCAGCGCUGCGGCAGGCGCUGUUGGCAGCAUGGUGGUCCAGAUUGCUAAAAGAGUUCUCGGCUGUGCAAAGAUAAUCGGCUUCGCAGGCACAGAUGAAAAAUGCAAAUGGGUGGAAAGUCUAGGAGCAGAUCUGUGCCUGAACUACAAGACCGCAACGUUUUGGGACGAUCUCGUUCAGGCUACACCUCAGUUCGUGGACGUUUUCUUCGACAAUGUGGGCGGAACGAUCCUGGACUUGAUGCUGAAGCGAAUGAACAAAUUCGGCCGCAUCGCCGCCUGUGGUACCAUCUCAAACUACAACCGAGAUGCCGACAUCGUCGGCCUAAAGAACUUUUAUGUGAGCGUCACCAUAUUUUGCGAACCUGAGGGAAGACUGACAGGUGCAAUCCAGGAGGUCAUCAUGAUGCGGGUCAAGAUCCUGGGCUUCAUCAACGUGGAUUGGCUCGACCACCUGCCAGAAGUCCAGGGCAUUCUGGUGGACGAAUGGAAGAAAGGCAACCUCAUAAUUCAGGACGGCAAUGAGACUGUCAUCGAUACGCGAUUCGCGGAUAUACCACAGACGUGGAUGAAGUUAUUCGAAGGUGGGAAUACUGGGAAGCUGAUUACUAGAUUGAUAGAUUCGUAG